AUGGUGAAGCUAGCAACGGCUAGGGACUUUCGUACAUACGGACCCGGCCUCACCAGGAACCGCUACGAGUACAUAAACGCAGGGCUCUAUCUCUUUUCCACUAUCAUCCUUGCUUCUGCUUUUGUGGCUCAACUUUCCUCCGAAGCCCAAUCCUGUCUUGUGCUUUUUAUCACUGCUUUCGGCAUCAUCCUCCUUGUCAAUCUGCACGACCUCCUCGCCCAUCUCGCCGGCAUCGAUUUCCGGUUACACUUGCUGGCGUUUGACCUUCAGUUCGCCUUUGUGGAGUUCGCUGUUCCUGUUGUUCAGAUGCUGGGAACGCUUCUGAGCUUUCUUGGAGUUCUCUUCCUUUUUGUUCAGGAAGAGAAAGGAUAUGGUUACUUGAAAUUGGAAAAGCAUGCUCUGAAUAUGCUGGUUACUGGUCCUGUACUAUGGGUGGUGGGAUCAAUUCAUAAUUCGUGCCAAAUUUAUGAGAGAGCGGAUGGUCAUGUUCAAAUCUUGCAGCAGUGUGUGCACAUCCCUUUUUUGAUGGGGAGUUUGUCAUUCAUGCUUGGUGCAAUUCUCAAUCAUCACGAGCAAUCUAGAGUCAUCCACCAUGGCAUUCACUUGCUUGGUAGGACUUGGAUCUGGCUAGGCAUCUUGGGAAGCAUAAUGUUCUUUAUUGGUGGCUUGACAAAUUUAAUUAAAGUGUUCAAGAUGCAACAAAUGAAUGGAGUGAGGCUGGAGAAACUGCGAGGUGGAGCACAAGAGAGACUGUUAUGUGCAAGGGAAAGACAGGUUCCUCUGAUUCUGGAACAUCAGACAAUAAGUCAUCAUCAACCUGAAGAAACCAAAGUUACUUUACCUCUUCCUACUCCUUAUAAGGAUGUUCUUCUUGGUCAGACUGGAUCAUGA
Molecule: messenger RNA, 891 nt
Organism: Gastrolobium bilobum
Lineage: Eukaryota; Viridiplantae; Streptophyta; Magnoliopsida; Fabales; Fabaceae
Exons: 3
Coding region: 1-891 (296 amino acids)
Source: RefSeq, a predicted model, not a curated record